GAAGUAUUUAGACCAACCUCCGCGGCCACGGGCAACUUAUUUUCCGUACUUUCCCCACCCCCUCAAACUCUGAACAACUCACUUUUUGCCUCAGUUUGACACAUCUAAACUCUCACAAUGAGCUUCAACAGAGGUCCCGCUUACGGUUUCAGCGCGGAAGUUAGAAACAAGAUUGCCCAGAAAUAUGACCUCCAGAAGGAGGAGGAGCUGAGGAUCUGGAUCGAGGACCUGACUGGCGCCUCCAUUGGCCCUGACUUCCACAAUGGCCUGAAAAAUGGAGUCAUCCUGUGCCAGCUAAUCAACAAACUCCAGCCAGGUUCUGUGAAAACAAUCAACCGCUCAUCACUCAACUGGCACCAGCUGGAAAACUUGACCAACUUCAUCCGAGCGAUCAAAGAGUAUGGCCUGAAGCCCCAUGACACCUUUGAGGCCAACGACGUGUUUGAGAACGGCAACAAGACGCAGCUCCAGACCACGCUGCUGGCGCUGGCGAGCAUGGCCAAGACCCAUGGCAGCCAGUCAAGGUUUGACAUUGGUGUAAAAUAUGCAGACAAGCAGAAGAGGACCUUUGAUGAGGAGAAGAUGAAGGCUGGGCAGUGUGUUAUUGGCCUCCAGAUGGGGACCAACAAGUGUGCCAGCCAGGCAGGUAUGAACGCGUAUGGCACCAGGAGGCAUUUGUAUGACCACAAAAGUCAAAUGCUGGCACCCAUGGACAACUCCACCAUCAGUCUGCAAAUGGGUACCAACAAGGGGGCCAGCCAGGCUGGAAUGACUGCGCCAGGGACAAGACGCAUGAUUUACGACUAUAAGCUGGGAACGGAUAAGUGCGACAACAGCACCAUGUCCCUCCAGAUGGGCUACAGCCAGGGAGCCAAUCAGAGCGGCCAGAACUUCGGCCUGGGCCGGCAGAUCUACGACGCCAAGUACUGUUCCAAGGGCGGUGAAGUCAUGGAUGAAACCAACGGUGCAAGCGGAGCCUACAUCCCAGACUACCAAGAUGAGGGUUACCAGGGUUACCAAGAGGAGGAGCAGGUGUACAGAGAGGACGGGACUGAUUAUUAGAGGGAAGAAAAAGAAGUUUGGCAAAGGGGGAAGAGGGAAAGAUUGUGUAAAUCGAGGCAUGCCCUGUAAAAUGGAAAAAGAAAGAAAAAAAAAAAAAACAACUUAAGGCAGAUGUUUUAGUUUUAUAUCCAAAGGAUGUCACACUGUCUGUGGUUUGUCCUUAUAGUAUUUGAUGAAAUGUACUUUUACCCCCAUGUUUGUUACACACCAGAAUGAACUGUGUUUGUGUAAUUUUAGUUUUAGUUUUGUUGUUGUUGUUGUUGCUAUCUGGAAAGUGACUACAAAAGCCAAGUCCCUUGACUCCUCGUAUGUAGUUUUGUAUCCCAGGGAGCUUUUUUUUUUCCCAAUGUGCCAAAUUUCCUUUUCCCAGUGUAUCAUUAACAUCUUAGUGACAUUAGGGAGAUUUUGAAGGGCACCAUAUUUUUCUUGGAAAUGUGUACUUAAGAUAAAAACAGCCAUUCCUCUAUCAGAACUAAAUUACAGGUGUCUUUUUAGACAGCAGUUUGGAUUUUACAGGCAAAUGAGGGCUUUUGAUCAGUUUGGUUUCCUACAGCCGAGUAUACAUUUCCAUUGAGUGCAUAUCCAGUCCAACUAGUUUGACAAAUGAAGUGGGUGGGGAUUGAACAUUACUCAAUCAAUUUUUUUAACAUUCCAAGUAUGAAUACUGGAUAUAUUUUUUUAUAUCAAAUGAAUCAUUCCUUCCAUGUAUUGAUGUGAAAACCAAUCACUCAAUUGUUUUUAUUUAUAUGUAGUCGUGAAUUAAAUGGAGGGGCCUAUUUUUUUUGUAAUUGUUUUACCAUGACUUUUGAAUAACAUAUACCUGUAGUACUGUGCUUGUUUUGUUUCCCCUCUGGAGUUAUCUUUACUGAUAGCAAAAUAAUUUGAUCCAUAAACGUACCUGCUAAUUUAUCAUGUACACAUAGGAAAAAAAAAAAAGGUCUUAAAUUGAAGUUUGUAUUGGUUUGUCUGAAAGAAUGAGCAGAAUAAUCCUUGAGUUACUAUGAUGCUUUAGUUGUAUCGACGUGUACAGAAUAAAUUGGCUAGUGUAGUUUUUGUUGA
Molecule: messenger RNA, 2121 nt
Organism: Syngnathoides biaculeatus (alligator pipefish)
Lineage: Eukaryota; Metazoa; Chordata; Actinopteri; Syngnathiformes; Syngnathidae
Gene: cnn2
Product: calponin 2
Exons: 7
Coding region: 118-1062 (314 amino acids)
Biological process (GO): actomyosin structure organization
Molecular function (GO): actin binding
Source: RefSeq, a predicted model, not a curated record